This is a messenger RNA of Panonychus citri (citrus red mite), 630 nucleotides long. NCBI's taxonomy places the organism in Eukaryota, Metazoa, Arthropoda, Arachnida, Trombidiformes, Tetranychidae. The record is from the annotation of a RefSeq genome assembly.
AUGACAAAUAUAAAUUCUUUGUGAAUACAAAAUUUUAAUAAUAUAAUAAUAAAAAAUAUAGAUAUAUUUAAUUCUUCUAUUACUAAUCUAAUUAUUAUUAUAAGAAUUUUUUUAAUAAUUUUUAUUGUUUAUUUUAUUAAAAAUAAAAAUUCUAUAAAUUUUAUAAAUGAAAGAAAUGAGUUAGAAUUAUUUUGAACAAUCAUUCCUUCCCUAAUUAUUUUAAUUAUUUCUUUCCCUUCUAUAUAUUUACUUUAUUGUUAUGAAGAAAAUAAAUUUAGAUUUAUAGAUUUAAAAAUUUUUGGAAAUCAAUGAUAUUGAACUUAUCAAUAUCCUAGAAACUUUUCAAUAGAAAGAUAUAUUAAAAAAAGAAAUUUUAUUCGUUUAUUAAGUACCAAUAAUUCAUUAAUCAUUCCUAGAAAUAAAAAUAUUCGUCUAAUUAUUUCAUCAAAUGAUGUUUUACAUUCAUGAACAAUCCCUAGAUUAAUAAGAAAAAUAGAUGCUAUUCCAGGUCGUUUAAAUAUAAGUUUCAUUAAUUGUAAAAAAUCAAUUUUAAUAAAAGGACAAUGUUCUGAAAUUUGUGGAAUUAAUCAUAGAUUUAUACCAAUCAGUGUUUUUAGAUUAAAAAAUUAA